GAGAACGGCUUGAGCGGAUACCAGGUUGUGACAGAGUAACUAUGAGCAACUUUCCUCCCGGCUGGUUUUAUAUCCAAUCAAGAUGCGAACACAAGAUGGUGAUCGACGUUGAAUGGGAUUCCAUUAAAUCCGCAGCCAGAAUCGUCGUCUGGCCCAAGAAGGAAAAGUUAAACGAUAACCAGCUGUGGAGCUAUGAUGGCGGCUACUUGAUCAACAAGAAUUCGGGUUUAGUUCUGGACGUGCAUGGAGGAGUCCUUCAGAAUGAUCGCCAGAUUGUACAGCAGAAACGCAAGAUGGUGGAGGGCAAUAACGAUCAAAAAUGGUUCUACCGAGAGGAUGGCUAUCUCUAUCCUCGGAACGACCCUAAUCUUGUGCUGGACAUUCGGGGCAAUUCGCUCAAACCAGGGGCUCAGGUUCUCCUGUAUAACCGCAAAUACGAAGAUAAUAUAAAUCAAUUGUGGGACUUGGUCACUGUGUCCACUAGCACAUUAUCACCAACUGAACAAUCACAGACAGAUGACGAAGCAGAGGACGAUUAUUCCUUCUCAAAUGCUACUUAUGACCUGUAGAUGGCGCACGUUGAGCAUGAUUUGAUAUUUUGUUUAUAGUUUUUUUUUUUAUCUUGGACGCUAUCCACCUACUUUUUUGAUACCAAAGGUCCUUUUAUACCAAGGUUUAAUGAUAUGUUUUUUUCCAAUUUGCGUAAAAAAAUAUAAAGUUUGAGA
Umbelopsis ramanniana AG is the source of this 725-nucleotide messenger RNA. RefSeq lists its product as uncharacterized. Lineage: Eukaryota; Fungi; Mucoromycota; Umbelopsidomycetes; Umbelopsidales; Umbelopsidaceae. Bases 42 to 569 code for a protein of 175 amino acids. The record is from RefSeq and is a predicted model, not a curated record. The transcript is spliced from 6 exons.